This is a messenger RNA of Pyricularia grisea, 1668 nucleotides long. RefSeq lists its product as uncharacterized. The transcript is spliced from 3 exons. The record is from RefSeq and is a predicted model, not a curated record. The coding region runs from base 1 to 1668 and encodes 555 amino acids. Lineage: Eukaryota; Fungi; Ascomycota; Sordariomycetes; Magnaporthales; Pyriculariaceae.
AUGACCUGGCGGUACAACUCCUGCUUGAUCUCGGUCGCCUUCAGCGAUGAGGCGAGUAGGGAACGUCUCGUGAGAGAGGAUGUGCACGGUGGCCUCCUUGAGUUCGGACAGAACCGUCUCGGUGUUGCGGGUGAUCUCCUCGUGCGUGAGAGUGGAGGACGAAGACGUCUGCUGGUUGUUGUAGAAGCGCACCAUCUCGCUCAUCUUGGACAGCGACUCCUCGUGGGCCCAGCCGUGCGUCUCCCGGAUGGUGGUGACGCGCUUCUUGAACACCUUGAUGACGCGCUGGACCUGCUCGGACGACACGGCCGUGUUGGUGGUGGCGUUGGUGGUGGUGGUGAUGAGGUCGGCCUGCGCCUCGUAGAUGGAGUCGAGGAUGGAGCAGAUCUCGGAGUGGUCGACUUCUUCGGAAUGGAUCUUGAGCAGCUCCUCGUAGAGCACAAUGGCAUCGACUUCGUACCGCUUGAACUCCUGGCACACCUUGGCCAGGUAAAGGGUGGCCUGGAUGGUGAUGGAGGAGGUGGAGCCAAACACACUCUUGCACUGCGUCCGAUAGUCGACCGACACCUUGUGGAUGAUGGUAAAGUCACUGCGGACGCUGCGAAGGCAGUGAACGUACCUCUGGAACAGAGUCUUGACAAACUCUGGGUCGUUCAGCUUGGGGCUGAGCUUGGGCUGGCGAAGGAAGCAGGUAAAAACCACCUUGUAGUAGUUGACGGCCUCAGGGAAUCGACCCUUGCUCCAAAGCUCGGUGGCCACAAUGUUGAAGGGCUCAAAGGCCUCGGGCUGGAUCUCGUCAGCAUCGUGAGGAUGGAGAGCCUUGAUGAUUCGCUGGUAGUAUUCGACAAAGAUGGGUCGCGGGCGCGUCAAUUCGGCAAGCUCCCACAACAUCUCAACCACCUUUGGGUGUUUGUCGCCGUAGUGGUUGACGUAAUCAUCCAGCAUCUCCUGGCGCGUGGUGAUGACCAGCUCCGAUUGGUCCGUCCGCCGAAGCAACUGGACCAGUUCAGCCGCGACACGCUCGCGCAGCUCAUCGUCGACCUUGCGGCAGGUCCGCAUCGCGCGGUAGACGCGCACACGCAUGUCCUCUUCCUUGGCGCGCCGGCGACGGGCGUGGUAGCAUUCGGCCAGACGCUCGGCCAGGUCGACGCACUGCUCGACCAGUUUCUGUGGGGCCACGACGUCCUCGACGUUUGGCGUGAACAGCGAUGGCCAGACGCCACGGAGGAUCUUCUUGAGCAGACGAGUGGCGUCCUGCAGGCGGUGCUGUUUCAUGUACAGGCGCACAAGGCUGCUCGACGCCGUAAAGGUGCUCUCCUCGACCGUGUUGGUAGAGCUGCUCUGCUCCAGCACCAUUUCCUCCAGCAUGGACUCGGAGACGGUGGUCGUGGUGCUGCCCGAGUUGCUGCUCAUGGACUGCACAAGCUCUUGCGAGGUGCUGUGGAUGGUCUGCUGCAGUUCAUGAAGUUUGAGCAGUGCUUCAUCAGCGUCAAGCUCUCCGACACGAGGCCGACGCGCUUCAUCAUGGACGCCAUCUCCAUGUACAUGCUGCAAGUCGUCUCGGUGAUGGAGACGCUCGCCUGUGACGACUUGUAUUCCUCCCAGGUGGUGGACAAGAUGCUGCUGGCGUCCGAGGUGCGGCCCUGCUGCGUCAGGAACCUCGCGUAG